Messenger RNA from Dujonia railenensis, 519 nucleotides. Lineage: Eukaryota; Fungi; Ascomycota; Pichiomycetes; Serinales; Debaryomycetaceae. The record is from the annotation of a GenBank genome assembly.
AUGUCAACAUCUCCAAUACAACCGGAACAGACAAGCAUACAGCAAAAGGACCCCUUGACUCCAAAUGUCGAAGAUUUAUAUCUUGAAUCUUACGCUUUCACAACUGCCGCUGCUAUAGUCGGGUCUGUAGACAGAAAGAUAUUUGUAGUAUUGAGAGAUGGAAGAAAUGUGUUUGGGAUUUUACGAACAUUCGAUCAAUUUGCUAACUUAGUGUUACAAGAUACCAUAGAGAGAAUCUAUUUGGAAACCGAAGAGGCCCAGGAAUCUGUGCCAAAACGUUUUGCGGAAACUUAUAGAGGUGUUUUCAUGAUCAGAGGUGAAAAUGUAGUCAUGAUGGGAGAGUUGGAUAUCGAUAAGGAAGACGACCAUUUGCAAGAAUGGCAACAGAUCCCAUUCCCUGAAGCUGAAAAGGAGUUGACUGCUAGCCAGGCCGCCAAGAUAAAAGAACAGAAGCUCAAAUCGAAGAAUUUAUUGACCAAGGGACUUAUCAGUGAUUUUGCACCCUCUGAUUUGUAUUGA